Molecule: messenger RNA, 904 nt
Organism: Teleopsis dalmanni
Lineage: Eukaryota; Metazoa; Arthropoda; Insecta; Diptera; Diopsidae
Product: chorion protein S38-like
Exons: 2
Coding region: 90-824 (244 amino acids)
Source: RefSeq, a predicted model, not a curated record
GCACAGCAGCAUAAAAGCGUACUAACUCAGAAGCUAAACAAAUCUAACCUGCUGAAAAAAUAAGAAUCUAUAGAUUCUCCUAAACAAACAUGAAUCGUUUCAACUACUUAAUAGCGCUUACAGUUGCCUUAGCUGCAAUUGGCCCAGUAUAUAGUAGCUAUGGUGCUCAAGUGCCAGCCGUUGAACCCAGCUAUGCUGCUCCUGUUGCAUAUGGUGUACCUAACAAAAAUGUACCAUACUCUCCUGCCAAUACACGCGGUAACACUGUUACCUCAUCGAUUACUUAUCCACAAAACAAGGGUGAAAUUUUAAUUCAUCGUCCAGCCGCCAUCAUUGUUAAACGUCCACCAACCAAAGUGUUGGUAAAUCAUCCCCCACUAGUAGUCAGACCAGCUCCAGUUGUAUUACACAAACCACCAGCAGUUGUAUUGCGCAAGGUUCUCGUCAAACAUCACCCACGCCCAGUCAAAGUAGAACCUGUAUACGUUAAUGUUGUCAAACCACCAGCAGAAAAAUAUUUCGUCAAUGAGAAACAACAACAAUUGGCUGGUGCUCAAUUACCCUCAGUUCCAGUUGGAUUCGCACCCAUCGGUAAUCUCCCAGCAAGUGCUGCAGCCAGCGCUGAUGGUAGUUUGAGCUCAGGCUUAGCCGGUUUAUCAGGUCUUGGUAAUUCUCCUGCUGCUGCUGCAGCUGGUCCUGCUGGCGCUUCUGCUAAUACUGGAGGUUAUCAACUUUUACCAGGCAGCCACGGUCUUGCUAGUUUAGCUGGUAUUACUGGUCAAGGUGGUUAUGCUCCAUCUCCAUAUGGUGCACCAAACUACUAAACAACAUCUCAUAGGUUGUUGUAAUUAAUUACAACUUAAAAAAUUCCUACGAAAAGGCGAUUUGUCUUUUUAUUUAACUG